GUGUCUUAUCUUUUUUUUCUUUUUAAAGGUUUAUUGAAUUCAAAAUGUCUCAAAAAAUCCAUGGCGGUUCUGUGGUAGAGAUGCAAGGAGAUGAAAUGACGCGAAUCAUUUGGGAGUUGAUUAAAGAAAAACUCAUUUUUCCGUACGUGGAAUUGGACCUGCACAGCUAUGAUUUAGGCAUAGAGAAUCGAGAUGCCACCAAUGACCAGGUCACCAAGGAUGCUGCAGAAGCUAUAAAGAAGUACAAUGUUGGCGUCAAGUGUGCUACCAUUACUCCUGAUGAAAAGAGGGUUGAGGAAUUCAAGUUGAAACAAAUGUGGAAGUCGCCAAAUGGCACCAUCCGAAAUAUUCUGGGUGGCACUGUCUUUAGGGAAGCUAUUAUCUGCAAAAAUAUCCCCCGGCUUGUGAGCGGAUGGGUAAAACCCAUCAUCAUAGGUCGUCAUGCUUAUGGGGAUCAAUACAGAGCAACCGAUUUCGUUGUUCCUGGUCCAGGAAAAGUAGAGAUAACCUACACGCCAAGUGAUGGGUCCCCAAAAAUGACGUACCUGGUACAUAACUUUGAAGAGGGUGGUGGUGUUGCCAUGGGGAUGUACAAUCAAGAUAAGUCAAUUGAAGAUUUUGCACACAGUUCUUUCCAGAUGGCUCUGUCUAAGAGUUGGCCUUUGUAUCUGAGCACCAAAAACACCAUUCUGAAGAAAUACGAUGGACGUUUUAAAGACAUCUUUCAGGAAAUAUAUGACAAGCAGUACAAGUCCCAAUUUGAAGCCCAGAAAAUCUGGUAUGAGCACAGGCUCAUCGAUGACAUGGUGGCCCAAGCCAUGAAAUCAGAGGGAGGCUUCAUUUGGGCCUGUAAAAACUAUGAUGGCGAUGUCCAGUCGGACUCCGUGGCCCAAGGUUAUGGCUCUCUUGGCAUGAUGACCAGUGUGCUGAUUUGUCCAGAUGGCAAGACAGUAGAAGCAGAGGCUGCCCAUGGGACUGUAACCCGUCACUACCGCAUGUACCAGAAGGGACAGGAGACAUCCACCAAUCCCAUUGCUUCCAUUUUUGCCUGGACCAGAGGGUUAGCCCACAGAGCUAAGCUUGAUAACAAUAAAGAACUCGGCUUGUUUUCAAAGACUUUGGAGGAAGUCUGUAUUGAGACCAUUGAGGCUGGCUUCAUGACCAAGGAUUUGGCUGCUUGUAUUAAAGGUUUACCCAAUGUGCAACGUUCUGACUACUUGAAUACGUUUGAGUUCAUGGACAAACUCGGAGAAAACUUGAAGAUGAAACUAGCUCAGGCCAAACUUUAAGGUCAUUCCGCAGCCUAGGAAGACAAGUGGUUGGUUUUUUUUUUUUGGUAACUAGGUCCACCGGUUUACACUUUUCUCUGUAACACUCAAGGGUAAGGGCGAAAUCCAUUUUGUAAUUUGUUUAGAAGUCAGAGUUUAUCUUUUCUAUAAGUUUACAGCCUUUUUCUUAUACAUACAGUUAAGCCACCUUCGUGAACGUGGCUGGGGACUUUUUAAAUUUUUAUUUUAUUUUCUACUAGUAGCUUAGGAAUUAGUUUAGUGCUGAGUCGUAGUACUUACUGUCACUUUUUCUCAUGUUCUGAUCAAUAUAAAUGACCAAAAUGAAGAGUGCUUGAAAGGAUAAACUAUAGCCGCGGUAACAGUCCCUAAAAUUCUGUAAAGUAGAAAUUCACUCCCUUCCCCACUUUCCAUGGCCUGGGGCUCUGGGUGGUUUUAGUGUAACAGGUGUCCCAUCUUGUGAGGUAGAGCUGUACCUUAAACUUGCAUGUGAAUUGUAAUGAAGAGGAUGGUUGUAACCAAAACGUGUUGAAGACACAGCAAUCAUUUUUGUAAAGAUCUCCAGUUGAAUGUUUUGAAAAUGCUAAAGAUUUUUGAAGCCACUAAGAGUUUGGAAUCCAGGAUAAAUGCUACCUGGGGGCUUGUCCCCUGUGUUUGUCUCCUCCUCCUGGUCUUGUGUGGCCUAAGUAUUAUGCUACCCUGAAUGGCAUAUUUCAUCCAAGUGCAAUAAUAUUGGGUUGUCGGAAAAGUCAUGAUGCAUUUUUGCAACAAAAAACAUAGAAAAAAUAUGUCAUGACUUUUCCGACAACCUAAUACAAGCUGUACCUUUUGUGGACUUCUGCUGGCCUAUUUU
Molecule: messenger RNA, 2139 nt
Organism: Hipposideros armiger (great roundleaf bat)
Lineage: Eukaryota; Metazoa; Chordata; Mammalia; Chiroptera; Hipposideridae
Gene: IDH1
Product: isocitrate dehydrogenase (NADP(+)) 1
Exons: 8
Coding region: 45-1289 (414 amino acids)
Biological process (GO): isocitrate metabolic process; NADP+ metabolic process
Cellular component (GO): cytosol; peroxisome; mitochondrion
Molecular function (GO): NAD binding; magnesium ion binding; isocitrate dehydrogenase (NADP+) activity
Source: RefSeq, a predicted model, not a curated record